AUGACGAACGUGGUGAUUUUUGUAAAAUUGAAAAGGCGUCAAGGAUCCAAUCUUGAUUGCCAAGCAGCGACGAUGGUUGUGAAGAUUGAGCUUUCUGGUCAUCAGGAGGUGGAUGGUGUUACUUGGUACGAUGUUGAAGUGACGAACGAGAGCGGACGGUCAUGGAUCGUGCAGAGGCGAUACAAUGAUUUCGCACAAUUGGAUGAAGUACUCCAGAGAUCCAAGUCCCUGGAGCUCUUGCCGUUGCCUGGAAAGGAAAGCUUGAAUCCUUUGAAGCUAAUUGAUCGGGAUGGAUUCUUGGAUCGACGAACUGACGGCCUCAAAGCCUACUUGGAGAAAUUGGCUGUGCAAGUGCAAACCACUGCGCAGGAUCCAAUCCUGGAACAGUUUCUGCAAGUGGAUCUCUCAUCAAAACCUGAUCAAGACAGCACAGAGCCUGAAGCAGCAACGAGCGUUGUUGAGUUCAGUGAGCGAUGA
Durusdinium trenchii is the source of this 477-nucleotide messenger RNA. NCBI's taxonomy places the organism in Eukaryota, Dinophyceae, Suessiales, Symbiodiniaceae. The record is from the annotation of a GenBank genome assembly.